This is a messenger RNA of Dentiscutata erythropus, 493 nucleotides long. The record is from the annotation of a GenBank genome assembly. NCBI's taxonomy places the organism in Eukaryota, Fungi, Glomeromycota, Glomeromycetes, Diversisporales, Gigasporaceae.
AUGAGUGGAGUUUGGUAUAACAACGAUUCCAACACCAAUCCUGGAAGACCUAUAAGAAAUAGUCAUUUUGGUUGUAUUACCCAACUCUAUCAAAUCGCAUUAUUUGAUAAACAUGAUAAACUGACGAAUUAUUAUAUUACCAUUGAUGAAGAUGAUUUAAAUUUGAUCAAAAGACACAAGUGGUAUUUCAAGAAUGAGAUUGUGGUAAAUGAGAACGGUAUUGCUUUAACAGAAAUCCUUACCAAUGAUUUGACAAAUAAUGAAGAUAUUUGCAUAUUUACAAAAAUUAAAAAAAAAGACGAGAUAUUUGGAAUAGGAAUUUAUUGUCCUUUAUAUCCAGACAAAAGUAUUUUCAAAUUUGUGAAUGAAGAUUAUUCUAUUCAAGAAUCACAGAUUUAUGCUUUGAUCGAAGCAAUUAAAAUUUUUAGUAUUUUUGACAAACCGUUAAGUAUUUUUACCAGUAACAAGAAUAUCUGUUCCUUAUGGAAUACUA